UAUAUAUAGCCGGGAACGGUUUUGUGUGGAUAUUUCUUUGCAAAAAGAAAGGAGAGAUGAGAUUCCUGAUCUUCACGUCAAGGCUAGUUGCCCUUCUAGUGCUUCAUGCCGCUGGCGCUGGUCUAGCUUCUCCCACGGUCCUUGUAUCCAGGCCAAUUACAUUGAAAUUGGAAUGGCUACCUAGCGACAACCAGACUCUGUACAGUUUGAAAGAAGGAGAACGAAGGAAUCUACAGUUAAAUACAUCCUCAAUAUCACAAAGGCAUGCCUUCAUAACGAUAAACCCUUGCUCAAGGGAUUUCCACUGGGCGUUCUACCACGGAUCAUUAAACGAUGAUGGUUUAACAUUGUUAAAGGAACAUUCAGGCGCUGAUACAUCCGUGUUCUCAGUAUUGAUAUCACAGUACAACAGAUAUGUCAUAGAGAUAUCAUCCACCAAUGGCGGAGCCGCGGCGGUAAGCGUGCGCGGGGAAGCAAACCGAAACGUGCGCAUGCGACUGCGAGUAAGAUCUAGACGAAGACUCUCUGCGAACUGGGAGCCCAGCCCAAUCGACCCCCAAGCUACAACAUACUGCGUAGUUGCAUCGCAUAGAAAAAACUAUACGUCACUAUGUGCAGCCCAAUACGACAUUAAAUUCCAUCGUUUAGACAACAGACCGACAAAUUGCAACCACGAAAUGCGUCAUUUAAAUCCAACGCAAAAUGGAUUAAAUCCCAAAACAGGCACAUUCAACCCAAAAGUGGAUCAUUUUAAUCAAAACAAAGACCACAUUUAUGAAAACGGGUCUCUCGAGUCGACAGAGGUUGAUAAUAAAAUUGACGCAGACAUUUAUAACGUUUACGAGGAUAAUUUUAGAAGUAUUUACAGAAGGAGAAAGUUUGGACGCAGCACUACAGUGACUGAUGAAGAUCCAGUGAUAGCUUGUGUUGGCGAUAGGACACAUCACGUCAUUGAAAACUUAGAUGCAGCUUUGACAUAUUUUGUAAGUGUGUUCGGAGUAGCGAGAGAUCGAAGAGCUGGAUCCCUGCUCGCCACUGGCAGCGUACGACCGAGAACUUCAACGGCAAAACGAUUGAGGGAAAAUGUGCCUUCUAAAAAUGAUAUUAGAAGCAAAACUGUUUAUUAUUUUAAGACUACAGUGGGUUCUGGAGGAGGUGUUUGGAUGACAAUAUCGACAUGCGGUGGUGCCGUCGAUUUGGAAGUAUUAGUUAGAGGGAAGAGGUUAUAUUUCAAAAAGAAUAUAGAAUAUCAUUUCAAAUUCUUCGUGCCAGCCCCAAUCCCAACAUCAUCAAUCCAAGAGACGAGCGACGAAAGUUCUGUUCAAUUCGACUCCAGUUCUGAAGAGACCAAAAUGCGCUAUGUAAUCAGAGUUACGCCUAGUCUAUCUAAUGAUGUUGUAGGUGUUGAGAUCACAGCUUCAACAUCUCGAUGGGGUUUCAGCACUCCAGAGCUAUUGGAAGAUGGGACGAUUGUGAGAGAGUUGCGACCUAGACGAUCCUGUAAUUCACUUGAUGUUGCCUUCCUACCUGCUACUCAUAACGCUACUGAUGUUAUAAGAUAUUGCAUAACAGCUUGGGAAGAUGUCAGUGGAGAAAGUCAUUUAUGCAACUCUUCGAAAAAAUCUUCAGUCAAGCUGUGUGUGACCUACGUACAAACACCCACGUCUCGAGUUAUUGUACAGAAGAUAACAGGUCUAAAACCGGGACAGAAAUACGCAAUACAAGUUACAGCAUCCAGCACGGGCACUUCUAUACCAUAUCAAACUCUUUAUGCUGAUACUAAUGUGUCUUGUAAAGAUGACGUUAUAUAAAUGGUACUGGUGUUAUUUUAUUAAGUUUUUUAAGGGAUUUGAACAUGUAAACAGUCAAACUGUCUAAUGGAAUGUUGUAAGGGCUGCUUGUAGACAUUUGCGAUACUAAAAUAUCACCCGCAGUUGUCCUUGUCAUUAUUGUUGUAAUUUAAUAUUAAUGUUGUAAUCCUCACACUUAUGAGUACGGAUCGCAUAACAGUAAGCCUUCCACUCGGACGGUUGACAUGAAACGGACGACGUCAUGUCAGACAU
Messenger RNA from Hyposmocoma kahamanoa, 2063 nucleotides. RefSeq lists its product as uncharacterized. The record is from RefSeq and is a predicted model, not a curated record. The coding region runs from base 57 to 1811 and encodes 584 amino acids. Gene Ontology annotation, molecular function: protein binding. The transcript has 13 exons. Lineage: Eukaryota; Metazoa; Arthropoda; Insecta; Lepidoptera; Cosmopterigidae.